AUAACUUCCGGUCGGCGUUACCUCGGUGCACAGCAAGCUAACCAAAGCUAUUCGGUUGUUUCAAACUCAACGUUUCAAGUCAGCCUUCAGGAUGGGAUGUGACGGUGGAACGAUUCCUAAAAGACACGAGUUGGUGAAAGGUCCCAAAAAAGUCGAGAAGGUUGAUAAAAAUGCAGAAUUGGCUGCCAAAUGGAAAUACUGUGCCUUGAGCCAAGAAAAACUCAGACGCCCCAUUGUGGCCUGUGACUUGGGAAGGCUGUAUAACAAAGAUUCUAUCAUUGAGUAUCUUUUGGAUAAGACUGCAGAGAGACCCAACGUUGAGGCUGUAACUCACAUCCGUGGGAUCAAGGAUAUUAAGGAGCUGAACUUGACUGAUAACCCCGAGUGGAAGGGAGAGAGAAGCAAUACUAAAGGAGACAUAUAUGAAGACAUGCACUGUGGCAUGUUCAUUUGUCCUGUCGUUGGGACGGAGAUGAACGGCAAGCACAGGUUCUGUUACCUGCAGACCUGUGGCUGUGUCUUUUCUGACAGGGCACUGAAGGAGGUCAAGACAGAAAUCUGCCACAAGUGCGGCGACGGGUUCAAAGUCGAGGACCUGGUUGUGCUCAACGGCACGAAGGAGGAGGUGGAGACGCUGAGAAAGAGGAUGGAAGAGAAGCGGGCCAAAGCCAAAACCAAGAAAUCCAAGAAGAGCAAAGCAGCCGAGACCCCGCUGGUGUCCACAGCGCUGGAAGCCAAAGAGGACACACAAACUCAAGAGGUGGAGCUGACGGGGAGCUCAGAGCAGAAUGCCGGUGAAAGCAGCCACUCAGCUCUUUUACCACCAUUUCACCACCCAGCUGUUGACGGACCCUCCGGAUCCUCCAUUUCCGCUCAGGGCAGCAAGUCUUCCUUGUCUUCCAACACCAAAAGGUCCUAUCAGGAAAUGACCGAGAAGUCUGAGGUCUUCAAAUCCCUGUUCACCACCCACAGCUCCGCCAAGCGCACCAAAGACCAGACGUCCAACUGGGUCACGCACACGCCGUAUCACUUCUAGGAGCCGGAGCUCGUCACUGAUGAACCGAGUCCUACGUUCCCGUCCCUCGACGCACAAACACACACACACACACACACACACUCACACACGUGUGAAAACUCAGUCCCAAUAUAUCUCCUCGGUCCCCAGUAGCUUUAGUGUUUGUGUGUUGUCGAUAUUUUGUUAAUGGCUCCCCAAGCUGUUCAGCCUCUUUUGUUUUGUAACUCUGCUCCCGUGUAUUCCCCAGCCUCCAAAUGUCCCCAGUCAGAGGGGCUCUGAGAAUUGAUGCUAGGUGACAUUUUCUAUCGCUGUCACUCUGCUGUCUCCUUGUGGACACGGUGCAUGUUUUCUUUUUCUUUUUUUAGAGGGACUUCUUCAUCAGGGGAAAAGGGGCUUCAGAACACGGGCUCAAUUUUAAUAUUCAGUUCAGGCAAAAUAAAUUAGAUCUUGAAAUCUUUAAAGCAGUUCAUUUUUCUCUUUUAAAAAAAAUGUUUUAUAUUCUUUUAGCUCGCCCAAUGUUAGCUUGGUCACACGUGGUACACUAUUUAACACAGGACAAUGUAAUAUAUAUUUCAUUGCAUUGGUUAUUUCUUUUCUUUAUAAAAUCUUAGUUAAUAACAGCCGAGCAGAUUAGCAAAACAAUCUCUCACUUUUAAAACAAGCAUCAAAUUUGUUAGAAAUUCUCUUUGAGACCUAUAUUUUUAAGAAAUGGAAAACAAUUCGAAUGUCAUUUUAUAAACCUGGAUUGUGAUUGGGUUAUCUUAUUUUGAUGAUCUUUGUUUUGAAAUAUGGGUUUCUGGGUAUGAUAAAUCAAAUGAUGCACUUAUCCUUGACUGAUAUAUAUAUAUAUAUAUAUCUAUAUAUAUGUAUAUAUAUAUAUCCUUCCGGAUAUGGAUCCUUCCAGACUCUGGUUUGUUGGGGAAAAAAACCAUGUUCCUCAAUGAUGUGGUUCUUUUGUUUGUCUCUCUGCGUCUACCACUUGUAAAACUCGUUUUCACCUUGUUUCAACCUUCCAACUUAAAUUCCAGUAGACGUCAAACACAACGUUUGUCCUGCUAUACGUACCUGGAUAAGUCUGCAUCUUUGGCUAAUAAUGGCUACACAUUUUGGUUUGGUUGGUAGGACUGUUGAUGUUCCAUUGCAUAGGAAGCUAAUAUUGUUGUGCAUAUUUUGAUACAUACCACAUGAAUAUAACAUUUUCACAAUUGCAUAAAAAAUGAAUAUAUGUAAAAAAAUUCUCAUGUUGAUUAUUAAAAACAUUUUAAUUUGGAGCAACUAAAAAUGGAAGUCUUGACAAAUGAGUCAUAUUGAAUUUUCAUAGGCACCAUUGAAUUCCUUACAUUUUGAUGUCAACAACAAGAUAUGUCAAGCCAUUCGAGUUCAACACUGAAACGUCCUUAUUCCCUUUUUUGCAACGGCCAUCUUGAAAAAUGGCCGUCAUCUAGGAGUUCUUGUAUAGUGGAUAAGAGAGUAUUUCUUAGACAUUAAUCAUACCAAAUGUGCUUGUAUCACCAAGUGAACGAUGUUAUGGAAUAUUGACUUAAUCUGCUGGACUUACUGAAGCUUCUGAUGCUCAUGAAUCAAAAGAAUAAAUACAAACAUACUUAUUGCGUUACAAUAAGUGGGUUUUUUUUUUAAAGGAAGACUGCUCACAUGAACAUAUUUAAAUAUGUUGGCUCCCAGUUUAACAGCAAAAUAUAUUGAACCAUCACAUUUUCACAGUUGUCUUUUUGAGGAGAUUCAGAAUGUAUUCUACCAGUUUUCAGUUGGAUUGUUUCUUUGAAUGUCACUAGUAAAUGCCCAAAAAUAAAUUCAUCUCGAGUCCU
Molecule: messenger RNA, 2841 nt
Organism: Pungitius pungitius (ninespine stickleback)
Lineage: Eukaryota; Metazoa; Chordata; Actinopteri; Perciformes; Gasterosteidae
Gene: rtf2
Product: replication termination factor 2
Exons: 9
Coding region: 92-1036 (314 amino acids)
Biological process (GO): site-specific DNA replication termination at RTS1 barrier; mitotic DNA replication termination
Cellular component (GO): nucleus
Source: RefSeq, a predicted model, not a curated record